This is a messenger RNA of Maudiozyma barnettii, 8025 nucleotides long. RefSeq names its product Gcn1p (gene GCN1). Lineage: Eukaryota; Fungi; Ascomycota; Saccharomycetes; Saccharomycetales; Saccharomycetaceae. The record is from RefSeq and is a predicted model, not a curated record. The transcript has a single exon. The coding region runs from base 1 to 8025 and encodes 2674 amino acids. Gene Ontology annotation, molecular function: protein kinase regulator activity. Gene Ontology annotation, biological process: cellular response to amino acid starvation; regulation of translation. Gene Ontology annotation, cellular component: cytosol.
AUGACUUCAAACAUUAAUUGGGAAGAAUUAUCUCCUGAAUUGGAAAAAAAUUGUUUCAAUUCUCAAAUCUCUACAAGAAUUGCUUUCUUGGAAGAUGUACAACAAUUGAUAAAAUCUGAAACUUUAGAGGCACCACAAUUGGGCCAAAUCUCAAUCACAUUAUUAAAAACAUUCGUAUCAUAUACUGAUGCUAAGUCUAAAGCGCUCGUUAAGACCAUGUUCGCCGACAUCCUGAAAGUGGAGCCUCGCUUGUACGAAAAAUACAUUUCAUUUAUCGUAGACCAAGUUAACAAAUCUCUUGGAUCAAGAGCUUUUGUAGAUUACUUAAACUUAUUAGAAUGGGUCCAUGAAUUUUUGAUUCUAACUUCUAAAGACGAUGAUCUUUUCACCUCUAAUUUCCAAAAAUUGUUAGUGGCUCAUUGUUCGAUCACAUACAGCAUUGAAUAUUCAAUUGAUAACCAAGAAGUUAACAAGAAAACAAAUGCAAAUAGAAAUCAACAUAGAAAUAGAGUACGUCGCAGCAUUUUACAAUCCACUACCAAGACAUUAACUAAAAUAUUCAACAGAGAUGACGAUAAUAUCACUCAGGCUACUCAGCUCAUUUCUUUUGUUCUAGAGGAAUAUGUUACUGCAAAAUUACCAAUGACUGGUAUUGUUGUUUUAAUGGGUGCAUUCACUCAAAGUUUUAUUCAAAUUUCUUCCUCAAAGCCUGCCUAUUUUCAAUUAUUGAAGGAUAAAUACUUAAUCAAGUAUUGCGAAUUUAUUGGUAAAGAGAUCAUCCUUGGGAAGAUUCCACCAUCACCAUUCUGUCUUGAAAUCUCAUUAAGACCCUUUAUUAAAGAGUUUGUCAAUCAAGAGUUAUUUAACUCCUAUUUCGUCCCAAAUAUGGAAAAAGCUAAUCUGAGGGCACCAGAAACUGGUUUCACAACAUCGGCUGAAUUAUUUGCAGCUGUCAACUUAGAGAAGGUUAACACUUUACACUUAUUUGUUACCACUAAAUUAAUUACCCAAGUAUUCUCUUCGUUAAAGAGUUCCAAGGAAGGGACAAAAAAUUCCGCCUUCAAUUUUAUCACCACUCUACUCAGCUCACUGGACGCUAAGUAUAUUACUGAAGAAGAUAUGGUAAAACUUGUAAAUGAAAUCUUUAAAAACAUAAAAACCAACUUGAAUGCUGACUACAAAAUUCUAGCAUCAAAUAUUCUAAAGUGUAUUCCAGUAUUUUCACAAGAAGUUUCAUUACUUAUUGCAAAUGGUUUAAAUACAUAUAUUUCCAAAGAAACCAAUGAAAAUGCUCUGUCCAAUAUGUUAUUAGCAUUUUUCUUAAAUUUUACAUUCCUAGAAAGUUCUAACGAUGAUUUUGACAAAACCGUCGAGAGUGGUCUUUCGAAUAAGAAACCAAGUUUGAAGAAAAUUUGGUGCAGUUCCUUUUUAGGAGGCUCUCCAAGUGCUUCUGUUGCAACUAUUGAGAAAUUUGAACACGUUUUCUUAGAAUUUAUUACAGAAACCCUAAGCCACAACCAAAAUUAUGACCAUUUUGCCAUCUAUGCUUGUCUUAAAUAUAUUGUACAUGUCCACACAGUAAGCUCAGAUAAACUAAGGAGCAAUGUUUUGGAAACUGUAAGGAAUUUACCAAAUAACAGGGAUUUAGGUAAUGCGAUGACAAUUGUUGCCUUAUCCACUGUCUUGAAUCCUUCUGAUAGGAUAAACGUUGUUACUUUAUUAGGAAAGCUUUUCAAAUUAGAACCUGAACUGCUGGGUCUAAGUGUUGUUGAAGCUUUAAAGUAUAGAAUUAUCGCCGAUAAAGAUGCCAGUGAGGACUCAAUCUCCUUCAAAUUUUGCACGCCACUUUUUACAGCGAUUUCUCAACCUAUAGAUGAUAAGGGUGCCCUAGAAAAGAUUAUUAUCGCUGAAUUAUUUAUUGCCGAGCAUGAAGAAUUCCACUUGAAAAAUGGCUGGGCUGGUUUAGCCCUCUUAGCCAGUCUAGAUCCAUCAGCAAUUGUUAAAAGUAAUAUCGCAAAAAUAAUGGAUAAUUUAGAUAUUCUUAUAAAUGAUGUCGAAGUAUAUGAAAGCAAACUGAGAGAUUGCAUCCUGAAAAGUGUCGCUUACAUUUGCUUUAUCAAUCCUGAUGUUGCGGUUCCUGCAGUAACUAAGUUUUUCCAAAAAUGUCUUGCUACUGGUUGUUUAUCCAAGUUCACAGAACAAGACUUUACAAUCUGGAAUGGCGAGGAGGGAACUAUGGUAAUAGAUGUUCUUGAAAAGAAGAAUGCUAAACAACUCUCUGACAAGAAUACUAAAGACUACGAAACUCUACAAUGGGAACAGAAAAUUAGAAAAGAACAAGAUAAGAAAACAAAAAGAAAAUAUACAAAAGAAGAAAAAGAGCUUGUUGACGAACAAUUAGAAAAGGAAUCUAAAAUAAGGACCAAUAUAUCGAAGGUAAUGCGUUCUCUAAGUAACGGUAUUACAAUCAUUGACUUCUUGAGUCACCAAGCUCAAUUAGUCGACAAUGGAAGUGGUGCAUGGUUUCCAUCCGCUGUUUCAUCACUGUUAACAUUAAUGAAAGAGAAAAAUUGCAAACACCUAGUAGGUCAGAAGGCCAUUAAUGCAUUACUAACUUUAUCCAACAAUACAUCCGAAAGAUUGGGUGGCAUUAAAUUAUACGUAGGUGUUGCUAUCCUUCGCGUUAAUAAAAUUUCCAAUGUCCCAGAAAACUUUACCGAGGAACCUUUGGACGAGUUAUUAUCAAGAGUUUUAUUCAGAGUGAAGUUUGUAGCUAAUCAAAUGGCCUUAGAUGCUGUAAGCUUGGCAUAUUUGUUACCGUUAUUAAUCAACGUACUGGAAGAAGGUAAACGUGUAGCCUUAAAAAAUGCUGAUAAACCAGUUGCUAGAACUGAAUUUGUUGAAGAGGAUAAAGAAGAAGAACAUUUAAUGUUGGCUAUGGAGAUCAUUUCCGUACAUGCUGAGGUUUUCGAGGAUCCUUCAAUUCCAAGAGCACCAAUUAUGAAUGUCUUGAUGUCACUAUUAGGUUUAGCUUCAAAAGCAAAAAAUGCUAAAGAAUGUUUGAAUGUCUUAUGUCAAAGUAUAUCCGUAUCACCAACAGAUGAAGACUUAAAGAUUAUGCUAGACAAUCUUCUAUCGCCAAAUCCAUUUGUUAGAUCAACUAUCUUAGAGAUCAUAGACAACGAAUUUGAACUAGAGACUAAUAUGAAAAACUCAGCCGAAAUAUUUAUUUGCAGAUUUGAUUCAGAGGCAAAUAAUCGAGAAGUUGCCGACUUUAUUUGGGAGUUCAGUAAAUUUGUUAUAGAUGAUGAUAUACUAAGCUCUUUGAUAUCAUUAUUUAACCAAGAGGAUAGUGGUUUACGUCUUUUCGCUGCUCGAGCAUUUGCAUCUGCAUCGAUAUAUCUGGAAAAUGAAAACAAAAACUCAUUAAGAAACUCAUUGGAAAUGUUGAUGACAUUUUACAAAGAAAAAGCUGCUCCAUUAGAAGCUAUCAUGGACGACUAUGGGUUGGUUGCUGUUGCAGCUUCUGAUCGUAAGGAUCCAUGGCAGGACAGAAGUACAGCUGCUAUUGCUUUUAAGGAACUUUCCAAUGAUAUUCCGGAAGAAGACACAUAUGUUGUGGACUUAGUUAAAUUUUUAAUUGAAGAUGGUGCUUUGGGUGACAGAGAACUUCUUGUCCGUCAAGAAAUGAAGGAGGCUGGUAUUGAGAUAAUAACUCUGCAUGGAGCAAAGAAAUCUGAAGAACUAAUACCAAUUUUUGAAAAUACGUUGACUUCAAACAUCGAAACAACUGUUAAGGAGAACGUCAUUAUUCUUUAUGGUACUUUGGCUAGACACUUGGAAGCUAACGAUGCGAGAAUGGAAACUAUUAUCAACAGAUUACUUUCUUCUCUUGAUACACCAUCUGCCGAUGUUCAACAAGCUAUUUCUGAAUGUAUUGGCCCAUUAGUUUUCCAAUUCAGAGAUAAAGUAGGCGAUUACAUUGCAAAUUUAACAAGUCGUUUAUUAGAUCCCGAAUUACCCGUAUCAAUACGUAAAGGUUCUGCAUGGGGUAUUGCAGGUUUAGUUAAGGGUUACGGUAUCCAAGCACUUUCUGAAUUUGAUAUUAUCCGUAACUUAAUCGAAGCGUCUGAAGAUAAGAAGCAGCCAAUCCGUCGUGAAUCUGUUGCAUACGCAUUUGAAUAUCUGUCAAAGUCAUUAAAAAAAUUCUUUGAACCUUACGUCAUCGAAGUUCUUCCAAAUAUUUUAAAAAACCUUGGUGAUGCCGUCCCAGAGGUUCGUAAUGCUACCGCCGAAGCUACUAAAGCUAUCAUGGCUUACACUACAAGUUUUGGUGUUACUAAAUUGAUUCCUGUUGCUGUUUCAAACUUAGAUGAAAUAUCAUGGAGAACCAAGAGAGGUUCCGUUGAAUUAUUGGGUAAUAUGGCUUACCUUGAUCCUACCCAACUAUCUGCAUCCCUGUCUACAAUUGUACCGGAAAUUGUUGGUGUAUUAAACGAUUCUCAUAAAGAAGUACGUAAGGCCGCAGAUGAAUCAUUGAACCGUUUCGGUGAGGUUAUUAGAAACCCAGAAAUCCAAAAACUAGUUCCUACUUUGAUUAAUGCUAUCGGAGAUCCUACCAAGUACACAGAAGAUGCUCUUGAUGCACUAAUCAAUACUCAAUUUGUACAUUAUAUCGAUGGUCCAUCCUUAGCACUAAUUAUUCACGUAAUUCAUCGUGGUAUGCAUGAGAGAUCUGCCAAUACAAAAAGAAAAGCUUGCAAAAUUGUGGGUAAUAUGGCAAUUCUGGUGGAUAUUAAGGAUUUGGUCCCAUAUCUGCAACAGUUAGUCGAUGAAGUCGAGGUUGCUAUGGUUGAUCCUGUUCCAAACACGAGAGCAACAGCUGCCCGUGCUUUGGGUGCACUGGUCGAAAGGUUGGGUGAAGAACAAUUCCCUGAUUUAAUUCCAAGAUUAAUCGACACCUUAAGUGACGAAACGAAGGCUGGUGACCGUCUAGGUUCUGCCCAAGCUCUGGCUGAGGUCAUGAGUGGUCUAGGUCUAUCUAAACUAGAUGAGUUAUUGCCAACCAUCCUUGCUGGGGUUUCCAGUUACCGUGCUUAUGUAAGAGAAGGGUUUAUGCCACUAUUACUAUUUAUCCCAAUCUGUUUCGGUGCUCAAUUUGCUCCCUACAUUAAUCAAAUCAUUCAACCAAUUCUUGGUGGUCUAGCAGACACAGAUGAAGAUAUCCAUGAGACGGCAUUGAAGGCUGGGAAAUUGAUUGUUAAAAAAUACGCUGCUAAGGCAAUUGAUUUAUUGCUACCUGAACUAGAAAAGGGUAUGUUCAAUGAGAAUGAACGUAUUAGAUUAUCAUCCAUACAACUAACAGGUGAAUUAUUAUUCCAAGUUACUGGUAUUUCCUCCAAGAAUGAAUUUUCCGAAGAAGAAGGUGACCACAGUGGUGAAUUUGGUAACAAACUGGUUGAAGUACUGGGCCAAGAUAGACGUGAUAGAGUUCUGGCUGCAUUAUUUGUCUGUAGAAACGAUACAUCAGGUAUUGUACGUGCAUCCACUGUUGAUAUAUGGAAGGCACUUGUCCCAAAUACACCUCGUGCAGUUAAAGAAAUUCUACCUACAUUAACAGUUAUGAUUGUUGGUAGCUUGGCUUCACCUUCUGCAAGUUUGAGAAAUAUUGCUGCCCAAACAUUAGGUGACCUUGUUCGUCGUGUUGGUGGAAACGCUUUAUCACAACUACUUCCAACUUUGUACCAAUCUGUUCAAGAAUCUAAUAGCGCUGAGUCUAAACAAGGUGUUUGUAUCGCUCUAAAUGAAUUAAUCGAAUCUUCUUCAGCAGACACACUCUAUGAAUUCCAAGAUAUUAUUGUCAAGAUAUUACGUGAAACUUUAAUUGACGGUGAUGUAUCCGUUAGACAGGCAGCAGCUGGUGCCUUCGAUUCUUACCAAGAUAUUGUAGGAAAUAUCGCCAUUGAUGAAAUUCUUCCAUACAUGCUACAUAUGCUUGAGUCUGACGAGUCAUCUCAAAAUGCGUUAUCAGGUCUACAAGAUAUUAUGUCAACCAAAUCAGAAGUUAUUUUCCCAAUUUUGAUUCCAACUUUAUUGGCACCUCCUAUUGAUGCUUUCAGAGCAUCGGCAUUAGGAUCGUUGGCAGAAGUUGCUGGUCCAUCGUUGUACAAACGUUUGUCAACUAUAAUCAACGCUCUAGUUAACUCUUUAAUAGACGAAGAACUAGAAGGCGGGAAAUCAACCUUAGAAGCUGCUCUAGAUAAAAUUUUCUUAUCUGUUACUGAUGAGGAAGGUUGCCAUCCAUUGCUGCAACAAAUUAUGGCACUAUUAAAACACGAUGAUCGUAAGAAACGUCUUGUAAUCCUACAACGCCUACCGAACUUCUUUGAGAACACGAAUCUUGACUUUGAUCUGUACAUUCCUGACUUCGUGUCUAACGCAAUUCUAGCACUUGAUGAUGAAGAUCCACAAGUUGUUAAGGGUAACUUCGAAGCUUUGACCACAUUAAUUAAGAAACAAGACAAAUCUAUGCUCGAAAGAUUGGUCAAACCUGCUAAACAAAGUCUACAGAUGGUAGGUAAACAAGGAGAAGAUCUCGAAGCAUUUGCUCUCCCAAGAGGACCAAACUGUGUUUUACCAAUCUUCUUACAUGGUUUGAUGUAUGGUUCGAAUGAUGAGCGUGAGGCAUCCGCAUUAGCAAUUGCUGAUAUUGUUUCAAAAACUCCUGCUGCAAACUUAAAACCUUUUGUCAGUGUUAUCACUGGUCCAUUAAUCCGUGUUGUGGGUGAAAGGUUUAGCAGUGACAUCAAGGCUGCAAUUUUGUUUGCUUUGAAUAUUCUUUUUGUUAAAAUUCCUCAAUUCCUAAGACCAUUUAUUCCUCAAUUGCAAAGAACGUUUGUGAAGUCCUUAUCUGACGCAUCCAACGAAAUUCUACGUCUUCGAGCAGCAAAGGCUCUUGGUACUCUAAUCGAGUAUCAACCUCGUGUCGAUCCAUUGAUUAUCGAAUUAGUUGGUGGUGCUAAGCAAGCAACUGAUGAAGGUGUUAAAACUGCAAUGCUAAAGGCUUUACUUGAAGUUGUCACAAAAGCUGGUUCUAAAUUAAACGAGACAUCCAAAAAGAAUAUUGUGAAUUUAGUCGAAGAAGAAAUGCUUGUUAGUGAUGAUAAGCUUGCAGUUGCGUAUGCUAAACUAAUCGGUUCCUUAUCCGAUAUUUUAACUGAAGAUGAGGCAAAGAAUAUUUUAACUGAAAAAGUUCUAAACAUUGAUUUAUCUGGAGAUUCUGGUAAAUUUGCAAUCCUAACAGUCAAUUCUUUCUUAAAGGACGCUCCAGGCCAUAUCAUUAAUUCUGAAUUAAUUGACAAAUUCGUCCCAUAUAUCAUCGGUGCUAUUGAUUCUUCCGAUGCUUACUUCACUGAAAAUGGUAUCAUUGCUGCCGGUAAAAUGCUUUUAUUGGAAAGUGAGACGAAAUCACCAUUUUCGAAGCACGAAUCUUCUGAACCAUUAUAUGUUGGCGAAUCUAAUAUUAAAUUACUAAUGGAAAGUCUAAGUAAGUGUACAUUAAAACCGGUUUCAAACUCGAUGGAUGCAAGAAGACUAGCUUUAGUUGUAAUUCGUACAUUAGCUAGAUUCAAAAUGACUGAAUGCAUCAAGCCAUUUAUUGACAUGCUGACUAUUGCAAUUUUCUCAUGUUUACGUGACCCUAUUAUUCCAAUUAAACUAGCUGCUGAAAAGGCAUACUUGGCUAUAUUUAAUCUAAUUGAUGAAACCGAAAUGGAAAGUUUCACAACGUGGUUCGAUGACUUCUCAGUUAAAAACUCUAGCGUAGAGAAUCUUGUCGGUACCGCCAUUCAAAUGAGAUCUAUUGGUGACUACACCAAGAGAGUCGGUAAAAGAUUAGCUAACGUUGAAAGAGAGAGAAUCGCCGCAGGUGGUGAUGCUGAGACCAUGUUCAGUGAUAGAUUCGAAGAUGAAAAAGAGAUAUGGUCUGUUGGUGGUGUUGAACUGAAUACAGAAGACUUAUCGUAA